This is a messenger RNA of Hippocampus zosterae (dwarf seahorse), 2635 nucleotides long. Its product is annotated as phosphoribosyl pyrophosphate synthase-associated protein 2. The record is from RefSeq and is a predicted model, not a curated record. Gene Ontology annotation, biological process: 5-phosphoribose 1-diphosphate biosynthetic process; purine nucleotide biosynthetic process. Gene Ontology annotation, cellular component: cytoplasm; ribose phosphate diphosphokinase complex. Bases 358 to 1431 code for a protein of 357 amino acids. Lineage: Eukaryota; Metazoa; Chordata; Actinopteri; Syngnathiformes; Syngnathidae. The transcript has 11 exons. Gene Ontology annotation, molecular function: magnesium ion binding; ribose phosphate diphosphokinase activity.
CAAACCGCAAAACAUCUCCCGCGGUCUUAGUCAUGCUUGCAUCUAUUACUUUCUCCCAAAUAAACGGCGGCGUGGCAUGCCGCCUGUAAUUUAUCAUUUACGAGCGUACCUGAAUGCGCCUUCCGCACUUGCCUUUUCCAUAGUGAUUGGUCGAACUUGUCGGUCCUCUCAAACUAAUCGCCACAAGCAGAUGGACUAAAGAGCGACCGGUUGAAAGGGGCUGGGGGGCGCUUGAACAAUCGAACCCUGCUUGAGACUGUAACCUAAGCCGACGAACUGGAAGGACUCAGCGCGGCGUGGGUGCCUCGGGAUCCUCUGCCUGAGUGUGUGGAGACGAGUGGGCCAAACCCCGGCGACAUGAACCACACCAAGGGCGGCCUGGUCAUCUUCACCGCCAACUCGCACCCGUCCAGCCGCGAGUUGGGCAAGAGGAUCGCCGAGCGAUUAGGGGUGGAGCUCGGCAAGGUGCAGGUGUACCAGGAAGCCAACCGAGAAACGCGCGUCCAGAUCCAGGAGUCCGUGCGAGGGAAGGAUGUCUUUGUGAUUCAGACCGUGUCCAAAGACGUGAACACAACUAUCAUGGAGAUGCUGAUCCUGGUGUACGCGUGCAGGACGUCGUGCGCAAAAAGCAUCACGGGCGUUCUCCCCUACUUCCCUUACAGUAAACAGUGCAAGAUGAGAAAGAGGGGCUCCAUCGUCUCCAAGCUGAUUGCCUCCAUGAUGUGCAAAGCAGGUCUCACGCACCUGAUCACCAUGGACCUCCAUCAGAAGGAGAUUCAAGGCUUUUUCAAUAUCCCAGUAGACAACCUGAGAGCGUCGCCUUUCUUGUUGCAGUACAUCCAAGAAGAGAUCCCCGACUACAGGAAUGCUGUGAUUGUGGCCAAAUCCCCGUCUUCUGCCAAAAGGGCCCAGUCGUUUGCCGAGCGCCUGCGUCUCGGGAUCGCCGUCAUCCACGGCGAAGCUCAGGAUGCCGAGUCGGACCAGGUCGACGGCCGACACUCGCCGCCCACCGUCAAGACCACUGGAGCCAUACACCCCAGCAUGGAAAUACCAUUGUUGAUUCCCAAGGAGAAGCCCCCCAUCACCGUGGUGGGAGACGUCGGCGGCCGCAUCGCCAUCAUAGUAGAUGACAUCAUCGACGACGUCGACAGCUUCGUGGCGGCGGCGGAGACGCUGAAGGAACGGGGGGCCUACAAGAUCUUCAUCAUGGCCACGCACGGCAUCCUCUCCUGCGACGCGCCCCGAUUCAUCGAGGAGUCCGCCAUCGACGAGGUGGUGGUGACCAACACGAUACCUCACGAACUGCAGAAGCUCCAGUGCCCCAAGAUCAAGACGGUGGACAUCAGCAUGAUCUUGUCGGAGGCCAUCCGACGCAUCCACAACGGAGAGUCCAUGUCCUAUCUUUUCCGCAACAUCGGCGUGGAUGACUGAACGAGACGCGUGCGUACACGCACACACACACACACACACACACAGUUACAUGCCUUUUGCCUUGUCAGACCUCAAAGCGUGCACUGGAUGUAGACACGUGCACACGCCCAUACACUGAUGUCCUCCAUGUAUUAUUAUUAUUAUUAUUAUUUUUAAUAUUUACCUUAACUGUAGAAGCAACGUGCACUCCUCGCAUAACUGGAUUUGAACCAUCACCCGAAUGUCCCUCAAUCUUCUUAUCUCAAUUCUCUAAGCAAGUUUAUUUGUCUAAAAAAAAUUUGAAUCCUCCUCAAAUGUUCAGUGUUUAAGCAUUUAGAGCAAUGUUAGCAUGUAGCUUUUUAUUUAUUUAUGUUAAUCCAUUCAAAGACCCGCAAGCCGGCCGGGGUCGUAGCGGGCACUUGGGGUCGGGUUUGGAGCUCAAGUUUCUGGUCCACGAGUGAGUUCUCUUCAGGGUAAUUGUUAGCGAUGAAUGUCCUCAAAGAAAGAUUGUAGCAUACGCUUGUCGGGUGUCUGUGGGCGGGGCACUUGCAACACACGCGCCAGUCAAGUCAUUCAGGACGGAUCUUGUCUUAAAUCAGUUUUUUUUUUUCAAUGAGUGUCGCUCCGCGGCUUGAAAAGCAUCCCGCUGCUAUUCAUUUGACGUCUUUCGGUCACGUCCUGUUGCUUUUUGGGGCCCACGUGCUACAUGCUACUGAUGCGUCCUUCCUGCUCAAUAGAAUGAGAAUUGUGUGUUGUUGCCAUGGUUACAACGGGGGGUCAAAUCUACUUGCUAAAUAUGAACUGGAAUUAAUGAACGCCUUUUUUUGUUGUUGUAGUUUUUGGGGUCAUGUCUUCUGAUGUUACGGAAGUAAUGCGCGAGUUUAUCCGUUUAACGCUUUUGUGCCAUUAUCGACUCGAUAACCAUCUGCAAUGUCAAUGAAGCGGAUGCCAGUUUGUCCUCCUUUCAAGUCAAAUGUUGUUCUUUCACCCCCGAGUAAAUAUUUGUAAACGCCUUGUCGUUGAUAGUCUGGUGAAAGGGUCAUUGAUCCACGAUCAGACACCUCUGGAAGUUUCCAUCAAAGAAAUACAAAGCUAGGAAAAGUGAGACCGUUUUUCUAGCUAACAUAUUGACUGAAGCGGGUCUUGGUCACUUUGCCAGAUGAGGUCCCAAACUGUUUUGUAUUUAUUUUCAGCACUAACUGAAUAAACGUGAAAAUGAAGAACA